AUGACUUAUCAGUUUUUGAAUACAUUCAGAAGAAAAAUUAAUGAUGCCUCCGGAGGCAACCAUCAGGCGUCAGUUGAUGAAACCAAUAGACCCACUGCCACGGCAAGAAACGUCUGGAGUCGUUUAUCGGAUCUGGUGCAGUUGCAGACAAAGCAACUACGUCGGAUAAACCGAAGACAACUCCAAACGCGAAUGGCCGAACACGCUGCAGCGGUGCGAAGAAAUGACGCCAGCUCUCAAGUUGCGGCUCAUUCGACGGGUUCCGGCCACAUAUUCAAAUUUGACGAGGCCGAAAUUCUCGCAAGAGGUGCCAACCGCGUGAGCCGGGAGCUACUUAAAUCAUGGUUUACUGGCCCCCAGUCUAUUGAUAAGUGCAAUGAUCUUCCCAUUCACUACACCGUGCUGAGUCUUCGUCUAGGCGGAGUAAUUGGCCAGGCGGGGAGCGCACAGGUGAACACUCUUCCCAACGCCCGGGUCAGCGCGUCAGAUGGUCGAGCAAUCAUCACACCAACAUCCAACGCACGUGAUGAAAUUGCAGCAAUUAACGACGCGAACGUCGGCCAUCACGCCACGUGCAACGAUCCCUGA
This is a messenger RNA of Spirometra erinaceieuropaei, 588 nucleotides long. The record is from the annotation of a GenBank genome assembly. Lineage: Eukaryota; Metazoa; Platyhelminthes; Cestoda; Diphyllobothriidea; Diphyllobothriidae.